AUGGGAGCAUUCAGCCGGCAGAAGUUUUUCCAGGAGCUUGCUCAUGGCUGCCUGCUGCCUACAGCUCAGCAGGGCCUGGAGCAGGUAUGGCAGCUGCUGGUUAUCUGCCUGCUGUGUCGGCUUCUCUGGAUGUUGGGCCUCCCCUCCUUUGUGAAACACUUGGGCACAGUAGCGGGAGGUUUCUACACUCUCUACCUGUUCUUUGAGCUUCAUAUGAUCUGGGUGGUCCUUCUCAGCCUUCUCUGCUACCUCUUCCUCUUCCUGUGCCGCCACUCUACCAUCCGAGGCACCUUCCUCUCCAUCACUGUGCUCAUCUACCUGCUGCUGGGAGAGCUGCACAUGAUGGACACCACCAACUGGCACAAAAUGAGGGGUUCACAGAUGGUGGUUGCCAUGAAAGCCAUCUCUCUGGCCUUCGAUUUGGACAGAGGUGUGGUGACCAGUGUACCCUCACCCAUUGAGUUCAUGGGCUAUAUUUACUUUGUGGGCACAGUCAUCUUUGGUCCCUGGAUCAGCUUCAACAGCUACAAAGAAGCUUUAGAAGGACGUAAGCUGAGCUUUUCGUGGCUUUUAAAAGUAUCUGUUAGCUGGGUGAAGAGCCAGGUCUGCCUUGUUAUUUCCAACUGUGUGGCACCCUACCUCUUCCCUUACUUCAUACCGGUAUAUGGAGACAAGCUACUACGAAGCAAAAAGAGGAGGAAGAUCAGAGGUACACCGGCAAAGUGGUUGCUGGCAUAUGAGAACACAAUGUCUUUCCACUUCAGCAAUUAUUUUGUCGGUUAUUUGAGCGAGACUACUACUACUCUGGCCGGGGCAGGCUUCACGGAAGAGAAAGACAACCUCAAAUGGGACAUGACUGUAUCCAAGCCACUGAAUAUAGAGUUUCCCCGGUCGAUGGUGGAGGUGGUAACCUCGUGGAAUCUGCCCAUGUCUUGCUUUCUGCACACCUAUGUUUUUAAGAGUGCUCUCAAAUUUGGGACGUUCUCUGCCGUCAUGGUAACAUAUACAGCCAGCGCCCUUCUGCAUGGUUUGAGUUUUCAUCUGGGUGCAGUACUAAUAUCUCUUGGGUUUAUCACCUACAUUGAGCACGUGUUGCGGAAGAGGCUUGCAGCCAUUUUUAAUGCCUGUGUUCUGUCAAAGAAAUGUCAGCCCAACUGCACUCACAAGAAUAAAAAGGCACUAUGGGUGUAUAUGAUUAACAUAGCGUUCAGCGCAUUGGCAAUACUCCACCUCACGUACCUGGGGUCUGUGUUCAACUCCAGCGUGGACUACAUGGAGGAGGAUGAGGACGAUAUUACCCAUCAUACCAUUCAGAAGUGGUCCGAGCUGAGCUGGACAAGCCACUGGGUCACAUUUGGAUGCUGGAUAUUGUACCGCCUCAUUCUCUAAUAAUAGGAGAGAGAAACAGAGAAGGUAAAGGAAGCAAUAAUUAGAUUUGUAAGGCUGGUUCUCCACUUCUGCACUGUGACUUUAUUCUGCAUCAGACCGAAGAGAACUGAAUCAACCUGUAUACAACAACAAACCAACACGCAGUGUUCAGGUUGCGCCGCAUGUUGGCUGGGUAAUCUAUUAUUCUAACCUGCUGAGGGACUAGUUUUGAUAUCCAUGAAAUGAUAGCCCGCUCCUCCCUCCUUGUCUCCUUAUCGUAUCCUUUUUAUCUGAGCCGCAGUUGUCAAGGCCUCAUGUUGUGACAGCAGUUACCGAUGUCUCACUGCGAGUCACAAUCAAUACCUAUCAGCAUGGAGGAGAUCGGCUGCUCCUUUCUGUGGACACAUGAUAGAGCCCAUUAUCUAGGUUUCAGCGUCGACUGCGGCAGAUGUCCUCCAGAUGUGGUUUCCCCUUGCCUCAAGUGUUUUACAAUCGUAUUUGUAGGUUUGAAGGAUAAAGCUUGUGAUGGUCUUUGGCUUUCUUAUUUUCAACAAAUCCCAUAAAAAUACCAAAACUAAUCAUGCGUCAGACUGUCCCAGUAGUUUCUGACUUCCCAGCUUGUCUUGGGGCUCUCAGCCAAACCCAUUGUAUGUGUUUGAAUUUUUUAAAAGGCUGAAUACUUUUCUGAAACAGCCAGGCGCUGCAGUUUCAGCAAACAUUUCUCAAACGAGUAAAUGCAUUUGUUGUCACUGACACAUUUUUUACAACAAUGGAUGUCUAUGACACAGAAAAAUAACAUUUACCAGGCUACAUCAAACAGAGACAACAGCUGUUAAUAGUAGGGAUGAGUGAGUACACCAUUAUCUGUAUCUGUUCAACCAACUAAAUUAUCUGUAUUCAUAUCUGAACUCGAAAUGGGGUGUUAAUUUAAGCCUGAAAUGGAUGAGGGUUUAUUAAAAGUUGCUGUAUUUAUUAGAAAACUAUUUACAGAACAGUCUCAGAAUUGAGCUUCAGAGCAAUGUUUUUGAUCACAAGAGUAAGAGAACUAUUUACAGAGGACGUUUUAAAAAAAGUUAGUAUAUUUAUAAUGUGUAUAUGUAUGUAUAUUUUACUUAUUGUAAAAGAGGCUUGUUUCAGCUGAGUACUUGCUCGACCCUAGUGAAUAGAAUCAAUUCAUAGCUGGUUUUGGUCUUUUCAUGCCAUUUGUUGGCAAUAAGAAAAAAAGAUAAAGAUAAAUCAUUUAACUUCUCCUUUAUCAGAGUUUGUCUCCUGAGCAUGUGUAAAACAACAAAGAGUUUACCUCUGAAAGAAAAGAGCACAGGUUAUAGUUGAGAGGCAGCAAUUAUACUGUCACCACUAAUUAUUUCCCUUUUUGUGAAUUUUAGAUAAAAAAAAUUACUUAAUCAGAAAGUCUUUGAAUUCAUCUUUGUGGUGAAAUUUCCUAAUGGUGUUUGUAUUUUGUUUUGUUAUUUUCGAUAAUUUCUUUUAAAUUUAAUUAUUUUUCCUUUUUAAAAAAAAAAAAAAGUCUUGUUAGUAUUUGUGAACAUUUGAAACACUCUUCAGUAUUGAAAGUUUAGAUUCAGGGUAUUCCACAUGUGUUACUGUAUGGAAAAAUGUUUAAACUUCUCUUCCAAUUUCAUAUUAGAUGAAAUCAUACAGUACACUAUUGAAAUAUUUAUCCUUACAGAUUUUUACUACACUGCUGCUUUUAAUGAUGCAUUUAUGUCAUUGACGGUUACCUGGUGAAAGAAUCAAAAGAGCAUCUGUAAAAGAUUGUGUUCACAUUUUGUCUAUUUCUUAAAUCUAGAGCGUCAAAGGAUUUGCUUCUUGACUAAGAUGUAGUGUUUUAGAUUAGAGCCUGAAUGUUCGUUCAUGCCUGAGAACAAGUGCUCAGUCUCCGCAGACCUAGUACCACUCACUCCAACAAGUACAGUAUUUUAAAUAUUAUUCUGAUAUUUACUUUAAGCCAACUUUUCUCCCUGUAAAUGUGAAGGCACUGAUACACCUGUGAUAUUUUUAUAAAAUUUUACAUGAAACCUGAA
Morone saxatilis (striped sea-bass) is the source of this 3410-nucleotide messenger RNA. Its product is annotated as protein-serine O-palmitoleoyltransferase porcupine-like. Gene Ontology annotation, cellular component: endoplasmic reticulum; membrane. Bases 1 to 1389 code for a protein of 462 amino acids. NCBI's taxonomy places the organism in Eukaryota, Metazoa, Chordata, Actinopteri, Moronidae. Gene Ontology annotation, biological process: canonical Wnt signaling pathway; Wnt protein secretion; protein palmitoylation. The transcript has 14 exons. The record is from RefSeq and is a predicted model, not a curated record. Gene Ontology annotation, molecular function: Wnt-protein binding; palmitoleoyltransferase activity.